CAAGAGACGCUGACGUCCUGCUGGUGGAAGAGGAGACUUGAAGGUGCUGCUGGUUAGAGGUGCUUAGGAGUGGGCAGCCUCCAUCCCGGUGGCCGAGCAUCUCCACGGCAGGGAGGCCGCGGGCAGCACGAGCCAGCCGCCCCGCGGGCUGACAGCAGAGGCCCCCGGGGAUGAGACGUGCCCCACCUGCCUGGGCCUGCUGGCCGAGGCAGCACCUGAGUCCUGCGGGCACAGCUACCGCUGCUGAGAGCUUGAACCUCUUGUAAGUUUAGUCUUGGCAAAGAAAACCCAUCCUAAGUGCAUUUGCCUUUCAGGCAUUGGUAAGUUGGCCCUCCUGAUGUAUUUUCACUGCCCCAGUAGUGCCUCUAAUAAUGCUACUGUUAAUUAGUGCUCUACCCUUCCGAUCUUUUACUAAGGUAGCUAGAGAGAAGUGCAGAUACCUAUUUAUUUCCUGGUAAUACCUGUAAGAACCAUCUAUCUACAUCUUCGCCAGAUUCAUCAUAGCGCUCUUGGUACUGGUGAUCUGUGUUGAUCUGGAAUAAAGUGCAAUCGGUAGCACGCCAAGUGUCCAUGCCCUUGCAUCUAACAGAAUCGUACAAACCCCUGUUGUGAUCUCUCUCUAGCUGUGGGCUGGCUAAGCUGUCCUUUGGAUGGUGAAACUGGGAAAUCAUGGGGAUGGGAAAUGACGAGUGGGAUGAGAAAUGAUUGCUGGGAUGGGAAGACUUCCUUGGGCUGGAAAUCCAUGGGGCUAGGAAAUGAAAGAGAUGGGAAAUCUUCCUUGGGAUGGGAAAGCUUCCGUGGGAAGGAAAAGCAUUGGGAUGAGAUACCUUCCUUGGGGAGGACGUCAUCCUUAAGGAAAGGCAUUGGGAUGGGAAAUUUUCCUUGGGGAGGAAAUCACUGGAAAGGAAAAGCAUCGGGGUAGGGAAAUCUCUCUUGGGAUGGGAAAUUAUUGGGAUGGGAAAUCUUGAAUGGGGUGGGUAAGAUUCAUUGGGGUAGGAAAUACUUGGAAAAGAAAUCCAAGGGAUGGGAAGUCUUUGGGAUGAGAUCUCAUCGGAUUAAGAAACGCUUCGUGCUGAUGGGAACUAUUUUGCAUGGGAAUCUGUUGGGCCGUGAAAUUGUCGGGAUGGGAAAUCACCGGGAGGAUGAAAAGUCUUGGGAUGGAAAAGUCUUGGGAUGGAAAAUCCUUGGGAGGGGAAAGUGUUGGAGCGCGAAACCCUCCUGGGCCUGGCAAAUGAUGACUGGGACGGGAAAGGCUCACGGGGAUGGAAAAUGAUUGCGCUGGGAAGCCCGCUGGGGUAGAGAAACUGCAAUCAUCACCAAGAUGGCGGCGAGGGGCUGGUCAGCCGUUGGGAUGGAACCCCCGUUGGCCGGGCUCCCCAACGAACCGCCCCACUCUCCAGCGACCAUGGCAGAGAGAUUCCCCAGACGGCUGCCGCCGGUGCCGCAGAUGCCCAACUCCCCCUUCGUUGUCCCAGCUGAGCCGCCAACGGUGGCUGCCUGGCUGCUGCCCUCCUUCCCCGGAGCGAUGGCGGUGCCCUUGCAGCCCCCCCAGGUACCCACCCUCCCCUACGCGCUGCCCCAGGCCACCGUCUGGCACGUGGUGCCGGGGGUCCAGGGGCAGGUGCUGCAGCUCCCAGCCGUGGUGCAGCUGCCGCCUGGGGGGCACCUCCCACCCGAGGGGCACCACCUGCAGCUGGUGCAGCUCCCCACCGUGGGGCAUAACCUGCAGCUGGUGCAGCUCCCCGCCGUGGGGCAUAACCUGCAGGUGGUGCAGCUCCCCCACACCGCUCCUCCCUGUGCCCCUGUCUGCCAGUGGGGACAGCCCAUGGUGACGGGGACACUGGUGCCCCACCAUGCGCUGGGGCUGGGGCCCAGGGCCGUGCUCCACGGGGAGCCCCUGCACCCCGCAGGCACCUGCCUGUUGCAGGCCCCCGCCCACCGCAGCCCCCCGCCACCCCUCGUCCCGGGGCCUCGGCUCCGGGGGCAGGCGCUCCCCACGCCCCGCACCGUGACCAGCAGCCAGGGGCAGCUGCCGGAGCCCUGCGACCACGCCGUGGGGCUCAGCAAGGACCAGGGGCCCCCGCUGCCUCACCCCACUCCCCCCGAGCCUUUCCUGGCUCCAUCGACCUGCAGCACCCAGACGGCGACGCCCCAUGCGGCGACAGCCCCGGAGGUGCCUGAGGAGCCCCCGCAGCUGCCCGAGCUGGGCCCUGAUGCCUUCGCCGAGGCCUUUCCAGAGCUGGCAGGGGACAGCCAGCAGCUGCAGCACGUGCACGACCAGCUCCUGGCCGACCUGGACAUCCCCGGCAUGGAGGAGCUGCUCAGCUGGCUCGAGGCCGUGGAGCCCCAGGACGCCUUCCCCGGUGUCCCCAGCAGUCCUGCCCUCAGCCGCUUCCUCUCCCAGCUGCCCGACCUCUCCGAGGACAUCGAGGAGCCGAGCACGCAGGGACUGGAAGCCACAGGAGCCCUCGGUGAGGUACCCUCAGCCCCUGGGGUGUACCCCGAGAAGGUUGGGGGUGGGCUGUCGGUGCAGUCCCCUGUUGUGCCGGCAGUGAGCCCCCCCCUCAGCUCUGCAGCCAGUCCCCUGCCCAGUGCCCGUCGUAGACCCCUACCCAAUCCACCCCUGAGUCCCCCCAAGAGGUCCCCUGACACCCAAGUCCUCAGUUCCCUUAGUAGACCCCUGCCCAAACCCCCCCAGAGUUCCCUCAAGAGCCACCCCAACUCCAAGGUCCUCAGUGACCAGAGGAGACCCCUGCCCAAAUGCCCCCUGGGUCCCCUCAAGAGCCCCCUGGCUGCCCCUGCGUCCACCGGCACCAAGCGGGGGGCCAAGCGCCCCGCGCCCACCAGCACCCCCGGGACAGCGGAGCGCUCCCAGCACAAGAGGCCAACAACAGAGAAACCCCCCGGCAAGGAGAGGAAGAUGCUGCUGGGCCAGGGUGUCGAAGGCCCCAAGACGCCUUGCCAGGGACGCCGUGCCAGGGACGCCGGGAUGUCCAAGGCCCCAGGACGCCGUGGCAGCAGCAGGCAAGAGGGCAGCGGCACGCAGCAGCCAGCGACCAACAACUCCCGGGCGCGCAGCAAGAGAGCCCGAAGCCCGGGGGCUGCUGGGGGGCAAGGAGCAGCGUCGCCGCCUCCCCGCAGAGCACGGCUGCUGCCGGAGACUCCGAGCGGGGAGCCCCGUGCCGUGCGGCCCCAGGACAGGCUCUGUCCCCAAGCCGUCAGGGCCAAGACGCUGCAGCGCCAGCACCUGGGGACAAAGACCCCCAGCGAGACUUUGCAGCCGCUGGGGGCCAGGGCGAAGGCGCUGGGGCCAGUGCGCCAGCUGCCCUGUGCGCAGCCGCAGCCCACCUCCGGCGGCCCCAGCAGCAUGCCCAGGGCCCCGCCGACAGUGCCAGGCUCCAGCGCUGCGCCCGCUGCCCCCCGGUCCCCAGCUGGCGGCAAAGAAAAGGUGGUGCCGGCACCGCCAGGCAGCACGGCGUCAACAGGGGACGCUGCCCUAGAGCAGGCGCCCAGAGCGCCGUGCCUGCCAGCCGCGGGGGGCCAAGCGCAGCGGGGGGCUCUGCCCGCACAGCCACGCACGCUGCAGCCCCCGGCACGGCCCCGCGUGGACUACGUGCCCUGCGUGGGGCCCUGGGCGGGCAGCCACGCGGCGCCCACGCCGCUGGCGGAGCAGGAGGCGUCGGUGCCCAUCACGCCGCAGCAGCGUCCUGAGCGGGAGCGCCUGAAGAAGCUGGCCCAGGAGGAGCGGCAGCGGGCGGCCCAGCAGAUGAAGAUCGGCCCUGCGCAAUUCUUCGCGCAGCGGCAGAAAGACAGGGCCAUAGCCAAGUAUUACGGCUACCCGUGAGCCUGCGCUCCUCGACGGCCCCUGCAGCACCCAGUGGUGCUGAGCUCAGCACGCAGGCACAGAGACCUCUGCAGGCGCCUGCUCCAGCUUCAGCCGCGCUCUUCAGCCCUUUCCCCUCUCGCUUGCCCUUACCCUUCUUUAGUGCUGUAGCUAGGCAGUGUUUCUCACUGUCAGGGAUGGGCAACGGCGGGGGGGAUGGGAAAUGGGGGGGUCACGAAUGAGUGUUGGGAGUGUUGCGAUGGAAGCUGUUGGGCUGGGCAAUACCUGGGAUGGGCAAGUUUGGGCAUGGGAACUGCUUGUUGGGACACAAAAUGGCAGGGAUUGAAAACUUAUUUCUUCUUUUCUGGUCCUUUCUCUGCUUUAUUGCCUUCUUUCUUAAAUUACUCUAGUGUAGGUGUUCACUCAGCAACGCCUCUGCCUGCAGUUGUUCUGGCAGUGGGAUGCCGAGUGGGAUGCAGCCCGCUCCCGCUGCCCAUGCUCAGUCCGUGAAUGGAUGUGGGCAUGGCCAGCACGGACGG
Molecule: messenger RNA, 4362 nt
Organism: Cygnus olor (mute swan)
Lineage: Eukaryota; Metazoa; Chordata; Aves; Anseriformes; Anatidae
Product: proline-rich protein 36-like
Exons: 3
Coding region: 1322-3844 (840 amino acids)
Source: RefSeq, a predicted model, not a curated record